Octodon degus (degu) is the source of this 802-nucleotide messenger RNA. It is a transcript of the gene Serp2, whose product is annotated as stress associated endoplasmic reticulum protein family member 2. Gene Ontology annotation, biological process: endoplasmic reticulum unfolded protein response. The transcript is spliced from 5 exons. The record is from RefSeq and is a predicted model, not a curated record. Gene Ontology annotation, cellular component: endoplasmic reticulum. NCBI's taxonomy places the organism in Eukaryota, Metazoa, Chordata, Mammalia, Rodentia, Octodontidae. The coding region runs from base 143 to 400 and encodes 85 amino acids.
GCUCGAGACGGCGACACGCGGGCGGCCCGGGCCCUGCACGGUGCCUGGCCGCUCGCUCGUUGCGGGGACGAGCGGCCGCGCCUGCCUCCGGCUUCGGGGGCCGCGCUGGGCGGGAUCGAGAGCCUUUCGGAGAGCCUAAGCCAUGGUGGCCAAACAGCGGAUCCGGAUGGCUAACGAGAAGCACAGCAAAAACAUCACCCAGAGGGGAAACGUAGCCAAAACCCUGAGGCCACAAGAAGAAAAAUACCCUGUAGGACCAUGGCUGUUGGCACUAUUUGUUUUUGUUGUCUGUGGUUCAGGUAAUACAAAGGCUGAUCUUUCUGCUUACAUAUGGUGGAGCAGUAGCCAUGUCAUUGUUGUAACUGUAACACAGCUAUCUUUCAGAUCAUUCAGAGCAUAAGGAUGGGGAUGUGAGAAAGCCCAGACAUCUGACUCUGUGCCCUCCCACUAGAGGGUGGAAGACCACACAGGCCUUUGGCAGGUACCUGUGGGAAACAAACAAGUCACACAGAAGAGAAAGGAGGGCCCCCCUAUUGUUGCUGAUCACUUCACCAAGGAAGUCAGAUCAGAUCUCCUUGUCACAGGACAUCUCAGUGCAUCCGUGUCCCCGAGCAGAAAGGACAUUCUGCUUUCCUGGUGACCGGAUCGUUAGCCCAGCAGGUCAUCUGCAGCAGCAGUCUACCUGGUUCCCUCCCUGAGUUUCACUAAUGUGUGCAUGUGGCCCCUGAAAGACCACCGGUUUUCUGUCUACUGAUAAAAUCUCUCCUCUGUCAGAAAUUGGUUUUACAAAUAAAUGUAUUCA